CAGAAAUUGGAGGAUUCCAUGAUAGAACUCUGGGUUCGGGAUCCCGCCGUUAAUAACUUGGCCCAAAGAGUUCGCUCAUCCUUUGCCAAAAAUAUUGGAAGACCCGAGAAGCUGACGCCCAGCAUGGUUUUGGCCAAGUUGGAGACACGCUUGAAUACCUUGGCAAAUGGAAUGCGAUCACUUCAAAGGUGGAUGCCCAUCCUGAUCGAUCAGAAUAGGAAGCUUAUUAAGGCCAAAAAUCCCUGCUUUACUUCCCAAUCCUCUGUAUCGUUGUCCAUGGUUUCCCGUUCGGAUCUGAUCCUCAACAGCAGCUCCUCCGAUGAGUACAGGUCCAUUUCGGAGCUAAAUCUACGGGGUGAUCCUUCGUUGGAGAUGGAGGAACGCAAUAGCACCCGGGAGCUCUACUACGACAUGCAGAUGCAUCUGGUCAACAUGCUCGUGGUGCCCAAGUCCCAUACCUCACUGCUCCUCAACCAGCGAAAGGAAGCGAUGUGCCAAUGGAAAGGAGGACGUGGUGGCCAUUGGCGGCAUCAAUAUACAGAUCAGGAUUGGCAGCGGGAUCUCGACGCGGCCGCCUUCCUCACUGGGAACUCCAAGAAUGUGCGUCGUCAGUGAAAGUAAAAGAUU
This is a messenger RNA of Drosophila takahashii, 627 nucleotides long. RefSeq lists its product as uncharacterized. NCBI's taxonomy places the organism in Eukaryota, Metazoa, Arthropoda, Insecta, Diptera, Drosophilidae. The record is from RefSeq and is a predicted model, not a curated record.